This is a messenger RNA of Conger conger (European conger), 5474 nucleotides long. It is a transcript of the gene fhip2a, whose product is annotated as FHF complex subunit HOOK interacting protein 2. The record is from RefSeq and is a predicted model, not a curated record. The transcript is spliced from 17 exons. The coding region runs from base 342 to 2546 and encodes 734 amino acids. Lineage: Eukaryota; Metazoa; Chordata; Actinopteri; Anguilliformes; Congridae.
GGUAGAGCUGUGUUUCUCCCCUGCUCCCGUAGAUGGCGGUGGAAUCGUCAUUCUUCGCACUCUGAUGUGGAAGUGCCACGGUGUCCUGUCAUGGAGCUAGCUAGCCAAUGCUAACGUUACCCGACGUCUUCCCUCUCUGAAUGUUUACAGUACAGCAGCUGUGACGACGUCGGGUGGAUUGUCUAUUUUACCGUUUUGUUUAAAUCGAAUUUUAUUUUUCUCUGGGGUGUGUAGGGUCACCUUAUGAAAACUCCAAUCUGGAUCGCGGCGGUAGUAAUAGAAAGAAGAUAGAGGAAUUCUCUAGGUCUUCUCGGGAGAAACUUCUUCAGUCCAAAAACAAGAUGUUUUCCAAAUUCACCUCCAUCCUCCAGCACGCUGUCGAGGCGCUGGCGCCUUCUCUUCCUCUCCAAGAAGACUUUGUCUACCACUGGAAAGCUAUCACACAUUACUACAUAGAGACAUCAGAUGACAAGGCCCCAGUGACGGACACCAACAUCCCGUCUCACCUGGAACAAAUGCUGGACAUUUUGACCCAGGAAGAGAGCGAGCGGGAGUCUGGUGAGACCGGGCCUUGCAUGGAGUACCUUCUGCACCACAAAAUCCUGGAGACCCUCUACACCCUGGGCAAAGCAGAUUGCCCGCCUGGAAUGAAACAGCAGGUGUUGGGCUUCUACACCAAGCUGCUGGGGAGAAUCCGCCAGCCUCUUCUGCCCCACAUAAAUGUCCACAGGCCUGUGCAGAAACUGGUUCGUCUGUGCGGGGAGGUCCUGGCUGCUCCCACUGAGAACGAAGAGAUCCAGUUCCUCUGCAUCGUGUGCGCCAAACUCAAACAGGACCCGUACCUCAUCAACUUCUUCUUGGAGAACCGGGCCAAAGCCGGAGCUGCAGGUGCUAGCGGGUUGGAGGGCGGCGUGGGCGACGUGGCGGAACCGAGUAAAGCCUCGUCUCCAGACACGGGCCAAUCGCAGAGCGCGGGGGACUCGAGGGCGGAGCCUCAGAACGCUCCCCCGUCCAAUCACAAUCCCAGCUACAACCUCGUCAACUCCCUGCUCAACCUCACCAAGAGUCCGGAUGGGCGGAUCGUGGUGAAGGCCUGCGAGGGCCUCAUGCUGCUGGUCAGCCUUCCGGAACCUGCCGCUGCCAAGUGCCUGACGGAGAACACCACCCUGUGCCAGCUCCUGACAGACCGUCUGACCACCUUCUACCAGGCCCUGCCACAGGCUAUGGACCCGCUGGACAUCGAGACCGUGGAGUCCGUCAACUGGGGGCUGGACGCGUAUAACCUGAAGGAGGACGCGGCCGCGUUCGUGGGGAAGAGAGCGCUCAUCUCCUUCCUCUCCUGGCUGGACUACUGCGAUCAGCUGAUCAAAGAGGCGCAGAAGACGGCAGGGGCGGUGCUAGCCCAAGCGGUGCGGGAUAGGUUCUUUGUGACGAUUCUGGAGCCACAGCUAAUGCAGACCUCUGAGUUGGGUAUUCUGACGUCGACGGCGGUCCUGAACCGGAUCAUUCGGCAGGUGACUUCGGAGUCGCUCCUGCAGCAGACCGUCUACUUCAUCUUGGGGGAGGAGCGGCACGCGGAGUCUCUGGCCACCAUCAGCCGCGUCCCCCUCAGACACAGGCUCAUCGAGCAUUGCGACCACCUGUCGGACGAGAUCAGCAUCAUGACGCUGCGCUUGUUUGAGCAGCUUCUCCAGAAGCCGUGCGAACAUGUGGUGCACAGCCUGGUGCUGCGCAGCCUGGAGGAGAGGAGCUACGCUGAGAACAAGGCCCCAGAGGAGCGCGAGGCUGUGGAGAACGGCGCGCUGCCCGAGGCUGUCGAUCUGGAGGAAGACCCUUUGUUCACAGACCUCGCCCCAGACAACAGGCUCUCCAGUCCUGAUUGGCUGAGUGCCUCGCCACCUCAGAGCCCCGAUCAUGCAAAGGCUGAUGGGAAGACAGAAGUGCAUAAAAUCGUGAACAGUUUCCUGUGUCUGGUCCCUGAUGAGGCCAAGUCCUCCUACCAAGUAGAGGGUACGGGGUACGACACCUACCUGAGAGAUGCCCACAGACAGUUUCGGGACUACUGUGCUGUCUGUCAGAGGUGGGACUGGCGGGGCUCACCGAAAGCCUUUGAGAAGUGCGACCUACAGACCCCCUUCUUUGAGGGGCACUUCCUGAAGGUCCUGUUCGACAGAAUGGGUCGGAUCCUGGAUCAGCCCUAUGAUGUAAAUCUGCAGGUGACAUCGGUGCUGUCCAAACUGGCACUUUUCCCCCACCCCCACUUGCAUGAGUACCUCCUGGACCCCUACAUCAACCUGGCCCCCAGCUGCCGGUCCCUCUUCUCCGUCAUCGUCAGGGUGGUUGGGGACCUCAUGUUGAGGAUUCAUCGCAUUCCCGAUUUCACCCCCAAACUUCUGCUGGUGAGAAAGAGACUGCUGGGAUUGGAGCCAGAGGGGCCAGGCAUCGACCAUUUGACCCUGCUGGAAGGCGUCAUCGUCCUGGAGGAGUUCUGCAAGGAGCUGGCGGCCGUCGCUUUCGUCAAAUUCCACGCCGCCGCCUCGCCCUAAGAGCGGGUUCGACACUCGUCAGCUCUCGGACCUCGAACCUAGCGGACAUUUUGCGGGGUGGGGUGGGGGGGGGGUGGAAUGAUAUCCAUUUCAGGGAAGGAGUGUGGGUACAUCUGACAUCAGGAUUCUACAUGAGGAAGAGGGCUUAGGAGAAAAACAUGUCUACUUUAUUCUUUUACUCGUAUGGUCUGGGAUUGGAUUGGAAAAGAAGCCUCCCCCCCUAAAUGCUUUUCGGUGGGAACUGCCCAGCCCUGCUUUCUGCCUUCGUAUGCAAUAUUACUGCCUUCUCACGUCCGACCUGGAAAUUAUCCUGAAGGGGGAGCUCUUACCUUGAAAUGCAAUUUUAUUUGGAAGACCUCCAAGAGAUUUUCGUUUAAUUUUCGUAAGUUUUCAGUGACUAACAAAUGAUUUUAAGAACGUCAAGACCCGUACAAAGUAAAAGUACAAAUGGAAAGGGCAGACUGAUACCUACAGGUUCCAGAGGGCCACACUGACAUGGUUUUGGAGGUCCGCUUCUGCAAUGGAGCCGUGUCGAUGUAACAUAUCGCACACAGGGCCGUGGAGUCGGCACGGUAAAACCUUGGAUUUGAAAAAGAGUAAAGCAGUGUGCUUCAGUUCUUGAGCCCCGAGAGAUGACUCGAGCUGUCAUUGCUUGUGUCCUCCUGCCUGAAGUGGGGUUUUUAAUUAAAUUGGCAGUGCGCUUUGCCCCUCGAACUCCAAGCUCCGCAUCUACAGUACCGUGGAAAACUGUUUUAAAUGUUUUCUGUGUUAACGUUUUUUUAAAAAGGACUUUUAUUUCGCCCAUUCGACUCUCCACUGUACACUUGUAUUGUCUGUGCCUUUUGAAGUUGUUAUAAUGUAAGUACAGUAUUACAUUUUAAGAAAUUGUGUUUCUGGGUAUUGUCCGAAACAUGUUAUUUAUAAGGGGGAAAAAAUAUUAGGUUGUGAGGUUGCUGGAGUGAUUUGUAUGGGGUUUAAUACAGACGACAUCUACAGCUUCCUAACAACUGACCGCUAGCUGUGCUGCUCUGUAUCAGUUAAAACUGAAGCUAAAGGUUUGGGGCUCAGGGGCACCUAAGUGCAGGUUUUGAAUUGUGACUGAAUAGAUUACCUGAUACACAACAACUGUGGUCAAUGUGGGUCAAUGGCUUUCCACCAGGACAGUGGCCCACAAUGGGAUCACCUUGUUCGGAGUCCAUCCUUACUGUACACCAGCGGAAAUCACAGGUCGGCGGUCCGUCGAUUGUCACAAUACAGGCUGGCUGUCGGCGACACACCAGAAAGCUCUUAGGGGCAGUACCCGAGCGGACGUCCAAUCGGAGCAGGGGAUUGGGAUGAGUUUGCCGGUCCUGGCUCUGCUCCUCCGGCAGAUGUUUGCAGUUUAGCGGUCGACGGGGAUCAUUUUACAGCUUCCUGUAGAAAACACCCGCCCUCCUCCCUCCCAUUUUUUUAUAGUGUCUGUGACGAUUGCAGCCUUUUAAGUGUUGACUAAUAAUUGCACAUUAUAGGUCUCAUUGUUUUAAAAUUCUGUCCGGCUUCUCAUCCUCUUGACAGGUUGGCCAUUUUGUGUGUUUUUUUUGUACUGUGCACUCUGUUCAUGAACCAAAAAAAAAAAAAAAGGGACAGGUUUCGGGAGGGGUUAUGCCAGAAACGGGGGAGGGGAAAAAAGAAAAGCAUAUUUGUGGUCAUAUUUUUAUUCAUGCACAUUUUAUACCAAUAGUCACUGUAAAGCUUUGACAAACUUGUAUAUAGGUAAAUGUAAAAUUGUGGGAGUUACGAUGACUUGGAUAGUCAACUGGUAAUGCAUGCAUGUACAUUCAUUUUCUCAAGGUUCUACGUCACGAUGAAUACAUGGUUCUCAUUUUUGACAUUGUGUCAGUACAGUAAUGCUGCUGCAGUGUAGUGGAUUGGGGCACCGUGUAUUUUCUGCUGUCCAUACCGUGCUUUCACUCUGCGGCACUUCUACCUGACAUUCGGAUGCAGUUGCCUUAUUGAGGUGUGGCUCCACACCAGACCUGGGUUCAAACGGUAUUCGUUUUGGAUUCAAAUGAUUUUCUGUGCUCCAUAGAUCUUGUCUGGUGUAGUUGAGCCUCCAGGGAGGAGCAGAUGGGUGAGGUUUACAUUUUUGGGAUCAUUUAUUUUCUUCCAAUACACCAGGCAAGCCUAGUUAAAUGCAGAAAAGUAUUUGAAUCCAAAAUGAAUUCUGUUUGGACCCAGGUCUGCUCCACACUUGCAGCCUCGUUUCCACGGCGAAGGUUUUUGUGGUUUCUGUAUCGUAGCAUAAGCAUUGCAGCUAAGUUCUAAGAGUUGGUUUAUUUCAUUUAUUUUGAGAGUCAGUGCGAAAGGUGAAUCCAGCGCAAUUUCUGUUACGCCUUGAGGUGACUCCUAUUUUUUUCUGUGUACAGUUUGGAUGUUGACCAACCACUGUUAAAUUCUACAACCUUUUACGUUUGUUGAUUUACUCACGGUGCGUACAAUGCUUGUGGAGUUUGGGUCAAAAAGAGGAAGGGCAUUUCUGAUGGCCUGCUGUCUGUUUCUGCUCACAACCUUCCUCUCAGCAUUUCAGUAUUACGUGCUUGAUUAUUAAUAAUGUACUACAUUUCAUUGAGGGGGUAAAAAUACAUAUCAAAUUAACCAAUGUUACGCUCCCAGCACCCUCUGCUGUUGGCUAGCCAAUCCUGAGCCGUGCCAACCACACCUGACCUGAGAAACAUCACUCCUGCACUUUAUACUUUUUUUUUUUAUCUCUCUCUCUCUCUCUCUCUCUCUCUCUCUCUCUCCCCCUCCCUCCCUCCCUCUCUCUCCCCCCUCUGCACAUGCUACCUGUGUACAGUGCUUUUCAGAGCCACAAGGCGAGCUGCUUGCUUUGCAUUAUUGCUAUUGUAAAUUACUUUAACCAUCUCUGAGUCAUUAAAGUUCUUGAAGGCA